AUGGCGAUCCAAGAGCCAUUGACCGUGGUUCCCUCCAACGACGACAAGCACCGCGACAUCUCGCACGUCGAGACGCCCGACGAUGACCAGUUCCAGAAGCUGCCCAAGAUCGAAAAGGUCGACGAGUUUGGCGCCCAUGCCAAGACCGACCCCAAAGAGAUUGCCCUCGUCAAGAAGCUUGACUAUUACAUGCUGCCCAUUCUCUGGGUCAUGUAUUUUUUCAACUUCCUCGACCGCAAUGCCAUGAUCAGCGCCAGAAUCAACAGCAUGGAGGAGGACCUCGGUCUCAAAGGCACCGAGUACCAAACCUGCGUGUCCAUCCUCUUCGUCGGAUACCUCUGCGGCCAGAUCCCCUCCAACAUGAUCCUCAACCGCGUCCGGCCCUCGUGGUACAUGGCUGGUUUCUGCCUCGCCUGGUCCAUCCUGUCUCUCCUCACCUACAAGGCCUCGAGCUAUGAGAGCAUGCUCGUCUGCCGCUUCCUGCUCGGAAUCACCGAGGCGCCAUUCUACCCUGGCGCUCUGUACAUGAUCUCCAUGUUCUACACCCGCAAGGAGAUUGCAACCCGCAUGUCCAUCUUCUACACAGGCAACAUUCUCGCCAGCUCCUUCUCCGGCCUCAUUGCGGCUGGUGUCUUUGCUGGGCUCGAUGGCAAGAUGGGUUUGGCUGGCUGGCGAUGGCUCUUCAUCAUCCAGGGCGCCGUGUCCAUUCUCGUGGCCAUCGUUGCCUUCUUCACCCUGCCCGAUAGCCCGCUCCAGACCAGGUGGCUUACCCCCGAAGAGCGACAGCUCGCCCACAACCGAAUUGUCAUCGAUACCACCGGCCGCCGUGAGGGUACGAGCGUCUGGGUUGGCCUUCGCGAAGCCGUCGUCGACUGGCGCACUUGGGUCUUCUGUCUCAUGGACAACAUGCAUCUGUCGGCCAAUGGAUUCAAGAACUUCCUGCCCACCGUCAUGAAGACCCUAGGAUACAACUCUACCAUUACUUUGGUCCUCACCGCUCCCCCAUACAUCUUUUCUGGGUUUGUCUCGAUCGGCGUUGCCUGGUCUUCAGGCCGCCACAAUGAGCGUACCUGGCACACCACCAUCAGCAAGCUCGUUGCCAUCGGUGGCUUUGUUCUGUCUGUCUGCACAUUGAACGUCCCUGCUCGCUUCGUUGGCAUCAUGCUGUUCGUCGGUGCCUCGUAUGGCGUGAACAACAUCAUCAUCGGCUGGACUGCGAGUGUGCUCGGACAGACAGAUGAGAAAAAGGCUGUCGCAAUCGCCAUGGCCAACACCUUCGGCAACAUGGCCAGUAUCUACACACCAUACUUGUGGCCUGCGUCUGAUGCGCCGCGCUAUUUGAAGCCAAUGAUGGCCAGUGUUGGCUUCUCCGCGGGUGUCAUCAUCUGUGCCUGGAUUCUGCGCAUUGCUCUACAGAGGGAGAACAAGAAGAUGAGGGAGCGAAACGAGGGAGAAUCCAACUUCUAUGUGUACUAG
Ilyonectria robusta is the source of this 1476-nucleotide messenger RNA. RefSeq names its product major facilitator superfamily domain-containing protein. The record is from RefSeq and is a predicted model, not a curated record. Gene Ontology annotation, cellular component: membrane. NCBI's taxonomy places the organism in Eukaryota, Fungi, Ascomycota, Sordariomycetes, Hypocreales, Nectriaceae. Gene Ontology annotation, molecular function: transmembrane transporter activity. The coding region runs from base 1 to 1476 and encodes 491 amino acids. The transcript has 3 exons. Gene Ontology annotation, biological process: transmembrane transport.